Trifolium pratense (red clover) is the source of this 856-nucleotide messenger RNA. RefSeq names its product SUMO-conjugating enzyme UBC9-like. The coding region runs from base 152 to 598 and encodes 148 amino acids. Gene Ontology annotation, molecular function: ubiquitin conjugating enzyme activity. Lineage: Eukaryota; Viridiplantae; Streptophyta; Magnoliopsida; Fabales; Fabaceae. Gene Ontology annotation, cellular component: nucleus. Gene Ontology annotation, biological process: protein polyubiquitination. The record is from RefSeq and is a predicted model, not a curated record. The transcript has 5 exons.
CACCGAAAAGAAAAAGUGCAUAAAUCCCCAAAGCCACGCCAAAAUUCAUUCUCUUUCUUCAAAAUUCACAAACACCUUUCCCUUCAUUGAUCGCGUUAUUCCUCGCAAAUUCAAAGGAGGAUCUCUCUUGCGUUUUCUCUAGGUUUCCGCCAUGGCUUCAAAGCGGAUCUUGAAAGAACUCAAGGAUUUGCAGAAGGAUCCUCCAACUUCUUGCAGUGCUGGUCCUGUUGCCGAAGAUAUGUUUCAUUGGCAAGCAACAAUUAUGGGUCCUCCAGACAGUCCUUAUACUGGAGGUGUUUUCCUAGUUACCAUUCAUUUUCCUCCAGAUUAUCCCUUUAAGCCGCCUAAGGUUGCAUUCAGGACGAAGGUAUUUCACCCAAACAUUAAUAGCAAUGGAAGCAUUUGCCUUGAUAUAUUGAAGGAGCAGUGGAGCCCUGCUCUAACCAUUUCCAAGGUGUUGCUCUCUAUUUGUUCCUUGUUGACGGACCCAAAUCCCGAUGAUCCUUUGGUUCCUGAAAUUGCUCAUAUGUACAAGACAGAUAGGAACAAAUAUGAGUCAACUGCAAGAAGCUGGACCCAGAAAUAUGCCAUGGGCUAAUAUGGUAUGUGUGAGGGAGAGCCACUUUUAAGUGUCUUGGCCUAACAGCCUUUGUAUGAAAAAUUGUCGUCUUCAAUAGUUCAAUUAAGGCCCCUCUAGUUGAGAAUGAAUUGGGGGAGCCAUUUCUUAUGUUGUUGCAAAGCUACUUCUAGAACAAUGGAAUGUAACCUAAUUAAAAGUUUGUCCAAUGUGUUAACCAAUGUAUUAACAGUAUCAUGAUGCACCUAGAUAUUGUUUGGCUUGUUUACUAUUAGCUUA